CUGCUCAGACGCUGGAGCCCCCCGGGCAGCUUGUGUUUCCAGGCGUUGCAGAUCUGAUUUCAGCCUCAGCCAUGGGCAGGCUAAGGGUUAACAGGAGACGCAGCACGUUAACUGUAUCUGUGGAGAUUAUGGCAUGUUUAUCCAGUGUUCAGAUUUCCUGUCUGAGUGUUUGGAUUUCCUGAAAUCCCUGCUAUCAGCCCAAGUGCUGUCCACUGAGCAAACCUUUUCUCUCUCUCCCCUUUUUUCUCCCCCUUCUUUUUUUUUAGCUUUGCUCACAUGGUAGGUUUUCCUUCCUGCUCUCUUUCCAGUUGUAGUGCCUGUGUCUCCUCACCGGUCAGGACAUUUAUGGAUGCAGAUCAACACUCUUAGACUCCAGAACUCUGGGAAUCGCCAUCCAUUGGAUUUCCUUUUUUAUUAUUCUUAUUUUAUUUCACUUUGUUUUAUCUUUUUGUGGCAAGAAAACCUGAAGAAACAUGCUCUUUUCUCAGCUGCCCAUGGGAGAAUAUGUUUUAGUCUGAGAUGGAAUAAUGGCCUUAGGUUUGAGGACCAAGACUGGAAUGGGAAUUCAGACUGCACGCGUCCUGGUAGGUUUCUGGUUGUGACAGAUGAGACAUGAGAUCUUCAGCUUCCAGGCUUUCAAGUUUUUCUUCAAGAGAUUCACUAUGGAAUCGGAUCAUGCCGGACCAGAUCACCGUGUCGGAGUUCAUCGCCGAGACCACAGAGGAUUACAACUCCCCGACCACCUCCAGCUUCACCACCCGGUUGCAGAACUGCAGAAAUACGGUCACGCUGCUGGAAGAGGCAUUGGAUCAAGACAGAACUGCUCUACAGAAGGUGAAAAAAUCUGUGAAAGCAAUAUAUAAUUCGGGGCAAGAUCAUGUCCAAAAUGAAGAAAACUAUGCACAAGUACUAGAUAAAUUCGGAAGUAAUUUUUUAAGUCGGGAUAAUCCAGAUCUUGGCACAGCUUUUGUAAAGUUUUCCACGCUUACUAAAGAAUUAUCAACGCUGCUGAAGAACCUGCUCCAAGGUUUAAGCCACAAUGUUAUUUUCACUUUGGAUUCUCUCUUAAAAGGAGACCUAAAAGGUGUUAAAGGGGACCUCAAAAAACCUUUUGACAAAGCCUGGAAGGAUUAUGAAACCAAAUUCACGAAAAUUGAAAAGGAAAAAAGAGAACAUGCAAAACAGCAUGGGAUGAUAAGAACUGAAAUAACAGGAGCCGAGAUAGCAGAGGAAAUGGAGAAGGAAAGGCGACUAUUUCAGCUACAGAUGUGUGAAUAUCUUAUUAAGGUUAAUGAAAUAAAGACAAAAAAGGGUGUGGACCUUCUGCAGAACCUGAUUAAGUAUUACCAUGCACAAUGCAAUUUCUUCCAGGAUGGCUUGAAAACAGCUGAUAAACUUAAACAAUAUAUUGAAAAGUUGGCUGCUGACCUGUAUAAUAUAAAGCAGACACAAGAUGAAGAAAAGAAACAGCUUACUGCCCUUCGUGAUUUGAUAAAAUCUUCUCUGCAGCUUGAUCAGAAGGAGGAUUCACAGAGCAGGCAAGGAGGAUAUAGUAUGCAUCAGCUGCAGGGGAAUAAGGAAUAUGGUAGUGAGAAGAAAGGUUAUCUUUUAAAGAAGAGUGAUGGGUUAAGGAAAGUAUGGCAAAGAAGAAAGUGCACUGUUAAAAAUGGAAUUCUUACCAUAUCACAUGCAACGUCCAACAGGCAACCAGCUAAAUUGAAUUUAUUGACCUGCCAGGUGAAGCCAAAUGCUGAAGAUAAGAAGUCUUUUGAUCUAAUAUCACAUAACAGAACAUACCACUUUCAAGCAGAAGAUGAACAGGAAUACGUAGCAUGGAUAUCAGUAUUGACUAACAGCAAAGAAGAAGCAUUAAAUAUGGCAUUCCGUGGAGAGCAGAGCACAGGGGAGAACAGUUUAGAGGAUCUGACAAAAGCCAUUAUUGAUGACAUACAGAGAUUACCCGGAAAUGAAGUCUGUUGUGAUUGUGGCUCACCAGAUCCAACAUGGCUAUCAACUAACUUGGGCAUUUUAACCUGCAUUGAGUGUUCUGGAAUACACAGAGAAAUGGGUGUCCAUAUUUCUCGAAUCCAGUCUUUGGAAUUAGACAAAUUAGGAACGUCUGAACUCUUGCUGGCCAAGAAUGUAGGAAAUACUAGUUUUAAUGAUAUUAUGGAAGGGAAUUUACCUAGUCCUUCACCUAAACCCACUCCAUCAAGUGAUAUGACUGCACGUAAAGAAUUUAUCACUGCUAAAUAUGUAGAUCAUAAGUUCUCCAGGAAGACUUGUGCAUCUGCAGCAGCUAAACUGAGUGAAUUACUUGAGGCUGUCAAAUCCAGGGAUUUACUUGCACUAAUUCAAGUCUAUGCAGAGGGGGUAGAGCUAAUGGAGCCACUGUUAGAGCCUGGACAGGAGCCAGGUGAAACAGCACUUCAUUUAGCAGUCCGGACUGCUGACCAAACCUCUCUCCAUCUGGUUGACUUCCUUGUACAAAACUGUGGAAACCUGGAUAAGCAAACAGCGCUGGGCAAUACAGUUCUACACUACUGCAGUAUGUAUAAUAAGCCUGAGUGUUUGAAAUUGCUUUUGAGGGGGAAGCCAACUAUUGAUGUAGUCAACCAAGCUGGAGAGACUGCUCUGGACACGGCAAAAAGAGUGAAAGCUGUCCAGUGUGAGGAACUGCUUUCUCAAGCCAAGGCAGGAAAGUUAAACCCACACGUCCAUGUAGAGUACGAAUGGAAUCUUCGGCAGGAAGAGAUCGAUGAAAGUGAUGAUGACUUAGAUGAUAAACCUAGUCCCAUAAAAAAAGAAAGAUCUCCAAGACCCCAAAGUUUCUGUCACUCUUCAAGCAUUUCUCCUCAAGAGAAACUGACUCAUCCUGCAUUUAGCACUCCCAGAGACAAGCAAAGACUCUCCUAUGGAGCUUUUACCAAUCAGAUCUUCGCUUCUACAAGCACAGAUUCACCCACCUCUCCAACUGCCGAUGCUCCUCCUCUUCCUCCUAGAAAUGCUGGCAAAGUUCCUGUUAUACCAUUAACUGGAAUAAUGGUUCUUCCAUAUCUGUCAUUAAGUGGCCCACCUUCAACCCUCCCUCUAAGCACUCAAACCUCUAGUGGCAGCUCCACUCUUUCCAAGAAGAGACCACCUCCCCCACCCCCAGGACACAAAAGAACCCUCUCUGACCCACCAAGCCCACUACCUCAUGGACCCCAGAAUAAGGGCCCAAUUCCUUGGGGUAAUGAUUUGGGCCCACCUUCAACUAAGGCUGCAAACAAGUUUGAGGGGAUGUCUCAGCAGUCAAGCACUGGGACUGCAAAGACUGCACUUGGCCCUAGAGUUCUUCCCAAACUACCUCAAAAAGUGGCACUAAGAAAAAUAGAAACCAGUCAUCACCUUUCAAUAGAUAAAUCCCAUCAGCACACGGAAAUGUUUCAGAAGCCCUCGCUGUCCAUCGAUAUACCACAGAAACCACAGCCUGGAGACUUGCCCCCAAAGCCUCUGCCCCUGGAAUUAACUCAGAAACCUCAAGUGGUAGAUUUACCCCCAAAGCCUGGAGAACUGCCCCCAAAGCCUCAGCUCGGAGACUUGCCACCAAAACCACAACUUGGAGACUUACCUCCAAAGCCGCAAAUGAAGGACCUUCCUCCAAAACCUCAGCUGGGAGAGCUGUUGGCUAAAACCCAAGGUGGAGAAGCAUCACCGAAGCCUCAGCCCUCAGAGGCAAAUCAGAAAUCUCACUCCUUAGAUCUUUCUCCAAAUGUACAAUCUAGAGACACCGUCCAAAGGCAAGCAUCUGAAGAGUCUAAUGACAUAACACACGCCCUGCCAGAAACCCCUGUGCCACUGCCCAGGAAAAUUAACAUGGGGAAAAACAAAGUUAGGCGAGUGAAGACCAUUUAUGACUGUCAGGCAGAUAAUGAUGAUGAGCUCACAUUUGUUGAAGGAGAAGUAAUUAUUGUAACUGGUGAAGAGGACCAAGAGUGGUGGAUUGGCCACAUCGAAGGACAGCCAGAGAGGAAAGGGGUCUUCCCGGUGUCCUUUGUGCACAUUCUGUCAGACUAGUAAAAACAAAUAAACAAAACCCAUCCUAAACUUGAGCAUUGCACAUUCUUCAUGCAAGACGGGCUUUUUAGCAAAAGCGAACGCUGCUGCCUCCCUGUAAUCCUGUGCACAAUUGUAUAUAUAGCUGCUGUUACAAAUUAAGGAUUCAUUUAAGUUUUCACCUCAUGAGGUUGAAUUAUAUGUAUUGUAAAUAUACUGUGUUAUUCUGCCUUUGCCAGUAUUAUGGUAGCCUUGGAACCUGGCACGCCUUAUUGGGUUUGUUGAAGCCAUCCUCGGCAUCUAGCACUUACAUCUCUGUCUAGGAACUGCCAGCUUUCCAAACAUAGGUGGUUUCUGUCAACCAUGUAACUGUACAGAAAUGACUGUUCCUAAUAACUCGGUAUUCUCAAUAUACAAUUAGCAGAAAGUUAGAAUGAGUGAAUGGUUUUGGAGACUUUAAAAACCAGUCUGCAGUUUCUAAGUGUAUGCAGUUUACAGCUAUGAAACCCACUUUGGUAUUUAUUUAAUAUAGUGCUCAGUUCAGUGUAAUUAUGAAGACAAAUAUUCACUGACUUUACAGAUAACAGUAAUGUUUUACUGCGUGCACACAGCAUUUCAUGUUUCUAUGACGUGGACCUAUGCCAAACUGUGAUUGCAGUUCCCCUGUGAUAUUACCUCACUAUCAAAAGUUACCAAUUUCUUUCAUUCGAAACCUUCUUUUAAUGAAAAUGAGUCCUCUUGUUCUUUAGUAGAUAUAUGUGAAAUUUGCUGGGUUCUUUCACUGAAUUCUUAGUAACCAAGGACUUCUAGACAAUGUUAACUGUUGACAUUAUGCAUGCAUUUAGACGCUUACUUGAAACCUGCCUUUGUACAAAAGUAGUACUGUAGUCAUAUAGCUACAUUUGAGGAAAAGAACAUUUUAACUUAAUUGCUAUUCAGAUCAAUGUGAGCUUGCAACAGUAUUUGUUUAUAGCUGAAUUGGCUCUUUGAAAAAUGAGUUUGUGGGGUUUUAUUUUCCUCUUGUCUUCAACCUUACUAAAAGUUAGUGACCUAAAAUAAAACUUAUGUGGUGAUAUAAGGAUAAAUUUAAAUCAUUUCUAAGUGCUCUAAAAAGUGGAAGUUAAGGUGACCUCUCAUGCAUUUGAUCAGGCUGUUAAUGACAGAACUCAGAUCAGGCUGGUUUUAGUAGUGUUCACUGAACUGUAAUAGUCUUAAUUCAAAGCACCAAGUAACAGACCAUUCCAAAGCUAAUUUCUAAGAAAAUCUGUGGAAGGCUGCUUUGGACCUGAGGUUUCUUGGAAGCUGGGAUGAAGCUGCAUUGCCAGAAAACACGUACAUGUAUUACUGGAAACUUUUUAUUUCCUGUGCCACUUUCAACAUCACUUUUUACCUUUUGAAGCAUACCACAGUUGUGUUUUUCCCAUGGUUUGUCUGUAGCAGGUUCCGUGACUUUCAUACCUAGUUUUGUGUUACUUGCUUUAAACGUUACUUUGGCUUCAGUAACUGGUGCUGCUGUUUCAAAGCAGAUUGUCUUGGCUGCAUAGAAGGAUUUUCAUUUCAUCAAAGCACACCUCAGACCCUCUGAGGGCUUCCAUUUUUAAGUCACUUUUACAAGACUGUAGUCAGUGAAUAUUUAAUUCUGUUCAUGGUUAAUAUAGAAACAAGUAUCAGUCCAAACCCCACAUGGAAGGAAACGCAAAGCAUUUAUCAAUGGUCUUAUCAUUUAUAACAAAAGUUUAUGACAAGUAAUAAUAAUCACGCCAUGAGUGAGGAGCCUGCUGGCAUCUAAUCUUCAGUAUUACCAGCUCCAGUAUUUCAGACUUUAGUCUAUUUUUUAUGGAAAGGAAGUCAGGUUUAGCAUUUAUUUAGCAUUCCAUUUUAUCCAUUACUCCAAUGUUUUAAGUUGCAUUAAAGAACAAAACCUAUUCACUUUUGUGGUCAAUUGUAUUUUUAAGUGAUCUUGAAAUAAACUGAUAAAAGCAAAUCAUAUAACGAGAACCUAGGCAUGUAAAAUUAUGUAGAGUCAAAUGUCUAUUCUUUUCUACGCUCUUUAAAAUAGUAUACAUAUGCAUUUUAUAAAAUGAAAUGAGUUCCAUCGGGAACAAUAGUUCUGUUUAUUCUGGCUUCUUGUGGGUCAUAAGAAAUCUGAAAAUGUAUGAUAUUGAUUGAGUUUAAGUACAGUAUUAUAUUUGAACUCAAUGAGCCACUGUCUGCAAUUUUGUAUAUGACAUAGUAUUUGGAAAGUCUAAAUCUUUAUGGAAAAUUAGCUGAUAAAGGGUUGGGGGGAGGGCCAGGGGAAGGUGCCCCCAGAGGGGGAAGUUUGCUCUGCAGAUGAUGUCUUAUUUACUGUUGAACAACAGUUGCUAUUUAUUUUUUUAUUACAUAGUACAUCAACAUGUACAGAAAUCAGAUCUGGUCAUGCCACUAGUUAAAAUCUUGACUUCUCAUUGAAUGUUAAGGUAAAACAUCAGUACACAUGUCUAUUCACAUGUAUUUAAUGUGACAGUUUUUGAGUACUGUAUGUGUUAAUUUCUACUUUUUUAAUAUUUAAAAUUGCUUUUAAAUAAAUGUAUUCAGUUGAUCCCAGAUAUCUGCACAAGGCCCUUUUGUCAACUGGAAUAUCUUCUAGGGAGAAAGUCUGGAUUCCAAACAGGUAGAACUAAAACACUUGAAAUGUUUCCUCUCGACUAUAAAGCACCCCUUAUAUAAUGCAAUUAAAUGUGUAUCUAUCUCUUUAACAGCUGUUAAAUAUGGAUGCAAUUGCCUUUAUCUGGAAAACUUUACUUACUAAAGUUAGCAUCAAAACA
Molecule: messenger RNA, 6845 nt
Organism: Pezoporus occidentalis (night parrot)
Lineage: Eukaryota; Metazoa; Chordata; Aves; Psittaciformes; Psittacidae
Gene: ASAP1
Product: ArfGAP with SH3 domain, ankyrin repeat and PH domain 1
Exons: 31
Coding region: 613-4059 (1148 amino acids)
Biological process (GO): positive regulation of GTPase activity; positive regulation of membrane tubulation; cilium assembly
Cellular component (GO): podosome; cytoplasm
Molecular function (GO): GTPase activator activity; protein binding
Source: RefSeq, a predicted model, not a curated record